CCAAGACAAAAGGCGCCGCUCUACUCGCAUAGCUCGCUCUCUCGUUCCGCCCCGCCCGUCUCCCUCGAGCUCGGUUCCCGAUCAAACCGCAAGCGGCGAGUACGAUUCACCCCCCAAGAACCAGUUCCUUGCUCUGAGGUUGCCCCGAAUCUUCCAACUCGUUGGUCUGUACUCUGUACCACAGGAGAUAGGAUGAAGAGGGUGCGCCGCUUCUUCAAUCUGAAAGAUUUGGGGAGGGGGAAAGAGAAGGAUACCGCGGCCGGAACAGCAGUGUCAACAGGAUCAGAUGAUGAGGAUACAAGAUUCACACUGAAUGUGGAAACGUUUAGCUUCAAAGAGCUAUCUGAUGCAACCGCUGAAUUCAAUGAUAUCUUCCUGAUAGGCUCUGGAGGCUCUUCCAAAGUCUAUGAAGGCCACUUACCCGGGAUUGGAAAGGUUGCUGUCAAGCGGUUGAGCUUUGAUGGAGUUUCUAGACAUACAGCUGCCCAUCUGCAAAGAGGGUUUCUUAGGGAGGUCUUUGUGCUCAAUUCAAUUAUCCGCCCUAACAUUGUGAGGCUAAUUGGUUGCUGUUCUGAGGAAAGUGAACGACUUGUGUAUGAAUAUAUUUACUGGGGGUCUAUGCGUAAACGUUUGACUGAGUUGGACUGGCAGAAAAGAAUGAAUAUUGCCCUUGGUGCAGCUAAGGCUCUGGAGUGACUCCACCUCCAAGUCAAUCCAUCAAUCAUUCACAGGGACAUCAAAUCAGACAACAUUUUAUUAUGCUUGGACUUUGAGCCAAAGGUUUCUGAUUUUGGGUCUGCUAAAAUUGUCCCAUCUGGGGGCGUAGGAUCUGGACAGGUGGGAACAUUUGGAUAUAUGGCACCAGAGGUUGCUUUUUGUAAAUCCAUAUCGAUCCGGUCAGAUAUUUACAGUUUUGGGGUUGUGCUCUUGGAGCUCAUUACUGGACGGAAAGCCAUGGAUAGUAAGAGACAAGACGAAGAACAACAUCUAGCUUCUUGGGUACGUUUCUUGUUUCUAACAAUAUAUUUAACUCUUUUUUAUUUCCUUUUUUCCCUCUUCAAUUGUCUUCCCCGGUACCUAAUUCUUUGACCAUUUUUCAUGGUAUUAGAAGGCAAGUUUUGGAUCUUAUUAUGUUAUUUAAGAACAAGUUUUGGAGUAGUGGCUCAUUUGACUGUGUUUGAAAGUCCAACAAAUCUAUGGACAGUUUAAGGUUGAAACAUCAUUUCUGGAACUAAUGGAGAUAUAUAAACUGUUGGACAUGUUAGACAUGUAUGUGGUUUGUCUGUUACUUAUCUGAAGACGAAUAAUACCGGAGAGAGUUGUUUGUACAUAUACUGUUCAUAUUUGGAAGAGUGCCACACCUGGUUGUGUACACGACUACACUUUGCAGCAAGUAUUUUAUCUCCUACCUAGGUCAUCAUUCACAAAUAUCACUUUUGCAUGGAGCAGCAAGUUUAAAAGACCCGUCAAAAUUAUAUGCUUUACUUGUCGGAGAGGGUUAUUUGGUACCAGAUACUUGUCAGAGAGGGUUACUUGUCGGAGAGGGCUAUUCAUCGUUUUGAAGGUGUGAUGCACCCAGUUGUAAACCACUACACUUUGUCUCAAGAACCUGAUCUCAUUUCUCCUAGAUUAUCAUUUCACAAAUAACACCUUUGCAGGCUAGAUCCAAGUUAGAAGAUCCAAACAAAUUCAAUGAACUACUUGAUCCAAUGUUACCUGGCUGUGCACCUAAGUCUGAUGACCUCUACAAGGCUCUUGCUACCGCGUGGAUGUGCACUAUGACAGAUGAUGUUGAACGACCUGAGGUUGGAGAAAUUGUUAAAAUCCUUCGCUGUUUGGUCCACAGGUCUAGUGAUAAUAUAGGUUCAUCGUCAUCAGCGGCAUGACUGCCAUGGAAUAUCAUUCAAGAAAUAUGAGGCCGUGAUAUUCAGUUAGUACUGCAUGAUUCAGUCAAUCCAUGUUCAAGCUCAUGUGGAAUAAAACGAGGGGCAAAUGCAGAAGAGGAAGCAAAACCUCUCACCUGAUAUACAUUUCUUUACUGAUUAGAGGCCACACGAGUUUUUUCUGUGGGUGACUUGUCCGUCUGAUCUUCUAACAACAUGAGAAAACACGAUUUGUACACUAUGGUUUGUAACCUUGGUUGUGUAGCAAGUUGAUACUUUGGUAGAACAGAGAAUUCAUGUUCAACAUCUGCAUUUGUGAGGAUGCUGAUCAUAAGCAAAACCUAGAUUCCUGUUGUCAAAGCAGCCCUGGGAGCAUCUCAAUUGUGAUCAUAUUAUGUUACUUAGUGUUGGAUUUCA
This is a messenger RNA of Panicum virgatum (switchgrass), 2300 nucleotides long. Its product is annotated as probable serine/threonine-protein kinase PBL21. Gene Ontology annotation, biological process: protein phosphorylation. The coding region runs from base 193 to 696 and encodes 167 amino acids. Gene Ontology annotation, cellular component: plasma membrane. The transcript is spliced from 4 exons. The record is from RefSeq and is a predicted model, not a curated record. Lineage: Eukaryota; Viridiplantae; Streptophyta; Magnoliopsida; Poales; Poaceae. Gene Ontology annotation, molecular function: protein kinase activity; ATP binding.